GUGUGUGUGAGGGAGAGAGAGAGAGGAGAGAGAGGGAGAGAGGGGGGGAGGAACAGGGUUCAGGAUGGAAGCGAUGGCUCUCUAUUCGUUCCGAGCCACGGAGGGUGAUGAGCUCAGUUUCAACAAGGGAGACGUACUGAAGAUUAUCAACAUGGAGGAUGAUCCUAACUGGUACACAGCGGAGCUCAACAACAAGAAAGGAUAUGUUCCCAAAAACUACAUUAACCUCAAACCACACGCGUGGUUCGCUGGCCGUAUAUCCAGGGGGGUCUCAGAGGGCAGAUUGAGACAGAGAGACCGAGGAGCGUUCCUCGUCAGAGAGAGUGAGAGCGCUCCAGGGGAAUUCUCCAUGUCCGUCAGUUAUGGGGACCAUGUGCAGCACUUCAAGGUGCUCCAGGACAGGUCAGGACAGUACUUUGUUUGGGAGGAGAUGUUCUUCUCUCUGAACCAGAUGGUGGAGUUCUAUCAUAGCAACAGCAUCGCCAAGGAGGGAAUCGUCGUCCUACGAGACCCAGAACAAUCUCCCCACCACGCCCACGCUCUGUUUGACUACCCCCACCACCCCUCCCAGCUACGCUUCCUCCGCGGUGAUAUCAUCGACCUGCUCGACUGUUCCGAUUCGCUGCGCUGGAGAGGCCGUUGUCAUGGACGCGUCGGAUUCUUCCCCCCGGAGUAUGUCCAGGCCGUCUACCAAUGACCCCGC
Molecule: messenger RNA, 703 nt
Organism: Salmo salar (Atlantic salmon)
Lineage: Eukaryota; Metazoa; Chordata; Actinopteri; Salmoniformes; Salmonidae
Source: RefSeq, a predicted model, not a curated record